AUGAGGCGAUGCGGAGCCCGCGGCGGGGAGGCGGCGGCGGCGGCGGAGGAGCUCGAGACGGAGGGCGAGAGGCAGCUGAAGCGGCUGCUGCGCCUCCAGCUGGACACGGCGGCCUCGCUCGAGCAGUGUGUGGCCAAGCGGCACCGCUUCGCGCCGGCGACCGUGUACCGGCCCUUCGGGGAGGAGGCCGCGGGCGCCCGCACCUUGCCGGAGUUCCGGGCCCUGCAGGAGAGCAGCGGGGAAGCGGCCUCUCUGCAGGAGCUGGGCCUUUCCGACGCCGAGAUCCGCCUCUGGAGGCAGCGGGCCCAGAAGAGCCCUGGGCUUGGGGCUGCCCCGGAGGCUGCUCUGGAGAGGGUCCGAGCCAUCCAGGAGAAGAUGGUGGAGCGCCAGCGCAUCCUCUCCCUGCCGCAGCACUUUGCAGGCAGCAAGUCCCUCAGCAGGCGUGAGAUGGAGAUCGAGAGGGCUCUUUUCCAGGGAACAGACCAUCAUUCCUUUCUGCAGAUGUUGUAUCGCCAAGAUGAAGCUCAGCCCAAAGUUGCCCCUGAGACGGGCCCAAUGGCUCAGCUGGAUGCGGUUUAUCGGGAGCUCCUGAGCGAACCACUGCCCAGCCUGAGGCCACUGGAACCACCGGAGUCUCCCCAGAAGGUGCUUGAAUCGUCUUGCUCUACCCCCUUCACCAGCCUUGGAGCAGCUCCAUCAGCCAUGGAGCCUGUGGUGGUGACAGAGCCUGUAGCGUGUGUGCCAGAAGAGAAGAUUCUCCAGAGCCGCCUUUCCAAGGAAGAAAUCCGCAGGAUCCCCAGAUUUUCCUCCUAUAGCCCAGGGGAGCCAAGCAAGGUGCUGUAUGUGAAAAAUCUGUCUCGCAACGCUACAGUGAAUGACCUGCUGCCCUUGUUCUCCCGCUUCCAAGAGAAGGACAGCCCCCCUCUUCGUUUGCGCCUGCUGAGCGGGCGCAUGAGAGGCCAGGCCUUCCUCACCUUUCCCACCGUGUCCCAGGCCCAGGAUGCUUUGGAGCUGCUCAACGGGUUUCUCCUGCUAGGGAAGCCACUCAUCCUUGAGUUUGGGCGGAGUGAGAGGCUGGCUUCCGCCCCUGGCCCUGGGAUCAACUCUGCACUCCAGGAGACCAACAGCCAGUCAGACCAAUCCCAGACUGUUGGGGUAGCUUGAUGGCUUUACCUGCAGACGGAGAAACUGGAAGAGGUCUUGUGGGACCCGUUGCCGCUGGGGCUAUGAGCCCCUUUGCUUCCACAUACAGAGGGAGCCAACUGCAUGUGGGGAGCAGGGAAUAAAAGUGGGCUU
Molecule: messenger RNA, 1296 nt
Organism: Protobothrops mucrosquamatus (brown spotted pit viper)
Lineage: Eukaryota; Metazoa; Chordata; Lepidosauria; Squamata; Viperidae
Gene: RBM41
Product: RNA binding motif protein 41
Exons: 7
Coding region: 1-1164 (387 amino acids)
Biological process (GO): mRNA splicing, via spliceosome
Cellular component (GO): U12-type spliceosomal complex
Molecular function (GO): pre-mRNA intronic binding; U12 snRNA binding
Source: RefSeq, a predicted model, not a curated record